This is a messenger RNA of Bombus terrestris (buff-tailed bumblebee), 1523 nucleotides long. RefSeq names its product protein TSSC4. Lineage: Eukaryota; Metazoa; Arthropoda; Insecta; Hymenoptera; Apidae. The transcript is spliced from 3 exons. The coding region runs from base 277 to 1032 and encodes 251 amino acids. The record is from RefSeq and is a predicted model, not a curated record.
AAUGGCGUCGUACAUACAACGCAGUUUAACUACUUAACGUCAAUAUUGUUAUUGCGUUCUUUUAGUGAUUAAAUAUUAGAAAUUAAUAAAGGGACGAUAAACCUAUAAGCAAAUUGUCGAAGACCUAUAAAGAUCUUAUCCAUUUUUAAUAUUUAAGCAAAUGACUGUUGAGUGUUCUAACCUAUCUCAGUGUGUCAGUGCAUCAUACAUAUAUCUCAUAUUCGUGAUAUCCAUGUUUGACGUUUCUAUUCAGACAAUAUAAACCUGUGCAAAAAAAUGCAUACAACUGGAGAUUUUGUUUUGCACGGUGGUAGUGCAGAAUUUGCAAACAGACAAAAAUUAUUGUUUGAUAAAUUGUCAGAUGCAGAACAAGAAUGUAGUAAAAAUAAAAUGGUCACUGAAUCUACAGAAUCUACACAGGAUAUUGACAGCGAAUCAAACUAUUCUCAAAUCCUGAGAGCUGGCCGUAAAAGUCAAACAAGAAGAUUUCGUGGUAAAGAGAGUAUCUUUAAACGGCCAGAAGGCCCAGCACCACGUGCUAUCAGUAGAAACAUACCAGACUUUCACAAAAAUCCUCAUAAGUGGAAGAAAUACAGUCUGGAUGAUGUGUCCAAUGAUGAUAUGACUGAGGAAAGUAAUACAAGGGCUGCAUUAUCAUUUUUAAAAGAAUUGAAGGCAAGAAGAUCAGUGGAAAAAAUAGAAGAAUCAGAGAGAAAGGGUGCAGAUGAAUCUGAUUUGGUUAAGAGGAGUCAACCCAAAAUAAUGUUUAAAUCCAAAAAACAAAAAAUAUCAAUGGCAGAAGUUGAAUUUAAGAAACCUGAAAGUAACACAAAUGAAACAGACAAUACACCAGUUAUCAUUGAAAAUGACGAUAAGCCAAUCUUUAGGAGCAGUAAAAUUAUUAUGCCAGAAUAUGUUGUUGGCCAAAAAAAGAAGAAAAAGAAUAAUAGAGAAAUACAUCUUGUGAAAAUAGAUAGAACAAAACAACUUAAAUUAGAUCAUUUACAAGAACCUGAUGAAGAGGAAAAUUGAAUAUAUAUAUAUGUAUAUGUAUAUAUAUGUAUAUGUAUAUGUAUAUCUAAUAUUAAUAUUGUAAAUUUAAUUAUAGUUUUCAAGUUCUCUGUAUAAUGUGACUAUUUCAUAUAUUUUAUCAGUUAAUGUAUUUUGAAUAUAGGAGUAAUAAACAUACUGCACAUCUUCUUAGAACAGGCUCCUAAUUUUGAAAGGUGGGAACGAAACCGGUCUGAUAGAUUCUUCCGGGAACGAUGCGAUUGCGCACUAACCAUCGCGGGUUUCGACUGUUUCCUAUCGGCAUUAGUCGUAGGCUAUUCAAAAGUCGCAAGUCAAUUGCGACUAUUUACGAUUUUCACGCGUGUGAUGCCGACUAAUGCACAAAAUACAAUCUAUUGGACUUUGGUUGGUAUUUAGUUUGGAAGUUUUUCCUUUCAAGGUUCAGGUUUGUUCGGGAAUUAUUGGGUGGAAUGAGUGAAUCCUCUCCUGUAAAUGAUUUAAAGAAUGGUAGA